This is a messenger RNA of Conger conger (European conger), 942 nucleotides long. RefSeq names its product voltage-dependent calcium channel gamma-3 subunit-like. Gene Ontology annotation, biological process: calcium ion transport; positive regulation of synaptic transmission, glutamatergic; neurotransmitter receptor transport, postsynaptic endosome to lysosome. Gene Ontology annotation, molecular function: channel regulator activity; voltage-gated calcium channel activity. Gene Ontology annotation, cellular component: AMPA glutamate receptor complex; postsynaptic density membrane. Lineage: Eukaryota; Metazoa; Chordata; Actinopteri; Anguilliformes; Congridae. The coding region runs from base 1 to 942 and encodes 313 amino acids. The record is from RefSeq and is a predicted model, not a curated record. The transcript has 4 exons.
AUGAGGAUGUGUGAUAGAGGAGUCCAGAUGUUAAUUACUACGGUGGGGGCUUUUGCUGCGUUCAGUUUGAUGACAAUUGCGGUGGGAACUGACUACUGGUUGUAUUCCAGAGGCGUGUGCAGGACUAAGAAUGCAAACGAUAACGAGACUAGUAGGAAGAACGAAGAAGUGAUGACCCAUUCGGGACUCUGGAGGACCUGCUGUCUGGAAGGAACAUUCAGAGGAGUCUGCAAGAAAAUCGACCACUUUCUGGAGGACGCGGACUAUGAGCAGGACGCAGCCGAGUACCUACUGCGUGCGGUGAGGGCGUCCAGCAUCUUCCCCAUACUGAGUGUGGGGUUGCUGUUCAUGGGGGGGCUGUGUGUGGCAGCCAGCGAGUUCUACAAGAGCCGGCACAAUGUUAUUCUCAGCGCCGGGAUCUUCUUUGUGUCUGCUGGCCUGAGUAACAUAAUCGGCAUCAUCGUGUACAUAUCGGCCAACUCUGGGGACCCGGGGCAGAGCGACUCGAAGAAGAGCUACUCGUACGGCUGGUCCUUCUACUUCGGGGCGCUGUCCUUCAUCAUGGCGGAGAUGGUGGGCGUGCUGGCCGUGCACAUGUUCAUCGAGAAGCACCGGCAGCUGCGCGCCAAGUCGCGCACCGAGCUGCUGAAGAAGUCCGCCUUCGGCCGGAUCCCCAGCUACCGCUACCGCUUCCGCCGGCGCUCCUCCUGCCGCUCCAGCGAGCCGCGCUCCCGCGACCCCUCCCCCAUGGGCAAGGCCUUCCCCGGCCCCGCGGCCGCCGACAUCUCCAUGUACACCCUCACCCGCGACCCCGCCAAGGCCGCCAUGAGCUCGCUGCUCAACUCCGAGAGGGAGUUCCUCCAAGCGCACAACUCCAUCCCCAAGGACUUCAAAGACACCCUGCACAGUAACCCGGCCAACAGGCGGACCACGCCUGUGUGA